Cryptomeria japonica (Japanese cedar) is the source of this 1179-nucleotide messenger RNA. RefSeq names its product phosphatidylinositol 4-kinase gamma 4-like. The record is from RefSeq and is a predicted model, not a curated record. The transcript is spliced from 2 exons. Bases 1 to 1179 code for a protein of 392 amino acids. Lineage: Eukaryota; Viridiplantae; Streptophyta; Pinopsida; Cupressales; Cupressaceae.
AUGACUUCAGCAAUUCAGAAAAUCAUUAACUAUGCAAUACCUACAAGAGAGCUUAGAAAAUCCAUUGAUUGGUUGUUUCAGCAACACAGGAGGAGAAGCAGCAAAAGUAGAAGCAGAAGUAGAAGCAAAAGCAGAAGCAGAGAUGAUAUAAUUAUAGAACCACUGAUUCCUAGUUCUACACACAAACUAUCUCCAGUUUGUGAAGACAUGAUAGAAGCCAUAAGACAAGGUUUAGAAUCAGGACAGUCUCCUAUUAAAGUCUCAGAUGGAACAGGUGGAGUAUACUUCAUGCCAAAUGCAAAAGGAAAAAUAAUUGGUGUCUUCAAGCCAAUGGAUGAGGAGCCUUAUGCUUUAAACAACCCUAAAAACUAUACUUCAACUACCAAAGAGCCUUACAUGACUAAAGGUGUUAAAGCUGGGGAAGGCUGGUAUAGAGAACUUGCAACUUACAUAUUAGAUCAUCCUCUUAGAGGUCCAAGGAAGAAUGGUGAUGAUGAAGUUGGCUUUGCAGGGGUUCCUCCUACCAUGUUAGUAAAGUGUUGCCAUGCAGUUUUUAAUGGCAACUCUGAAAUGAACAAAGUGAAAGUGGGUUCCUUACAGAAGUAUGUCAAAAAUGGCUAUAGUUGCGAAGAGAUGGGAUCAAGUAAAAUUCCUGUAAAUGAAGUGCACAUGAUUUCUAUUUUGGAUAUUCGGCUGGCAAAUGCAGAUAGACAUGUGGGGAAUAUUUUGUAUUUGGAAAAUAUAGAUUCCCCUGAUCGACUUGUUCCUAUAGAUCAUGGUUAUUGCCUUCCAGAGAGCUUUGAAGGAAUUACACUAGAGUGGAGAUUCUGGCGUCAGGCGUAUAUGCCUUAUAGCCUGGAGAUGCUCAAGUACAUAGAAUCUUUAGAUGCAGAAAAGGAUAUUGAAAUGCUUAAGCUUCAUAAAUUGAAGAUAUCUCCUGAAUCAUGUCUUGUGUUGCGCAUUUCUACCAUGUUAUUGAAGAAGAGUGCAGCUGCCGGUCUUACUGCUAAUAAUAUUGCUUGUAUAAUGUGUAAGGUGAAGGUUGAUGUAGAGGCAUCUGAUAUCGAAAUUAUAUUAGAAGAAGCAGAAAAGGCCAUACCUCCAGGAUCUAGUGAAGUGGUUUUCCUUGAAGCCGUCUCUGUAAAAAUUGACAGUUAUAUAGCAAACAUGAAGAAAUGA